CUCGAAGGUUACAGGAGGCCCUUCAGUAUUCGUUGUGCAUUCCGUCCGUGAAGAUGCUGGGUGCGGCGUCUCCGUUUCGUCGACUGUCGGGUGUCGUGAGGCCGGCGAUCCCGAGGGGAUUCGUGGCGGGUCGGUUCGUCAGAGGGGUCAGCACCGAGGUGCCGGCGAUGCCGCAUUGCGACUUCCACCCGUCGUCAUUCCAAGGACCAUCGUUGGAGAACGAUUUGGAAUUUCGUCGACAGCAUCAGAUACCAAAUAUGAUGACCACCGCUUAUUACAAGAAACCCGUUCGUGUGCAUCAAGGACACAUGCAGUGGCUGUGGGACACGGAAGGGAAUCGGUACCUGGACAUGUUCGGGGGGAUCGUCACCGUCAGCGUCGGGCAUUGCCACCCAAAAGUGGUGCAGGCCGCGAAAGACCAGCUGGACCGGCUGUGGCACACCACCCACAUUUACAUCCAGCCCACCCUCAAGGAAUACACCGAGAAGCUUCUUGCCAAGAUGCCCGGUGAUCUCAAGGUGUGCUUCCUGGUGAACAGCGGAUCCGAGGCGAACGACCUCGCCAUGUUCAUGAGCCGCGUCCACACGGGCGCCUUCGACAUCGUGGGCUUCAGGAACGCCUUCCACGGGAUGUCGCCCUAUGUCAUGGGCCUCACGGCGCUCUCCACCUGGAGGCAUCGCUUACCGAGUGCCUUUGGCAUUCAUCACACGGUAAACCCAGAUCCAUACCGAGGGCCUUGGGGUGGGAAGGCCUGCAGGGAUUCUUCGAUCCAGACGACUCGGAAAUGCACCUGUCAAGAGGGAGAGUGCCAGGCGGAGGACAAGUACGUGGAGCAGGUGGAAGACCUCUUCCGGUAUUCCAUCGCUAAGGGCAACCUGGCUGCCUUCUUUGCCGAAUCCAUUCAAGGUGUCGGAGGCACGGUGCAGUAUCCCAAGAAUUUUAUCAAACGCGUCUACGAGCUCGUGAAGAAUCACGGCGGAUUGUUCGUAUCCGACGAGGUCCAGACGGGGUUCGGCCGGACCGGCGACCACUUCUGGGGCUUCCGGGGCCACGGCAUCACCCCCGACAUCGUGACCAUGGCCAAGGGGAUCGGGAACGGGUUCCCCCUCGCGGCCGUGGUCACGACGAAGGAAAUCGCCGCGUCCGUGGGGAAGGCGGCUUACUUCAACACGUUCGGGGGGAACCCGGUCGCGUGCGCCGUCGGAUCUGCCGUCUUGGACGUGAUCAAAGACGAGAACACCCAAGCCCGUUGCUACGGCGUGGGCGCUCACUUCCUAUCGGAGCUGGCGAAGCUGCGCGAGGAGUUCCCGGAGAACGUGGGGGACGUGAGGGGGAAGGGACUCAUGAUCGGGGUGGAGAUGGUGGAGGACAAGGAGUCCAGGACGCCGCUCAAACCCGAGAGGAUGAUGGCGCUCUUCGAGGAUAUCAAGGAUAUGGGGGUUCUGCUUGGCCUCGGGGGGCUCCAUAAGAACGUGUUUCGGAUAAAACCACCGAUGUGUAUUUCGAAAGAAGAUGCGAACUUUGCCGUGCAAGUCAUGCGGGUGGCUUUGAGUCGAAUGAAGUAACUGACUGAUGACUAAUUGGUGGGGAAUGUCACCGAUCUCGACUCCUGCACGCACGUAUUUUCUUUGUUUGCCAGCACUUUUUAUUUUGUACUCAUUGUUUUUUUUUUCUCGCACAAAAUGGAUUUUGCUAAUAAAAAUGAAUGUCACGUUAAAA
Molecule: messenger RNA, 1719 nt
Organism: Darwinula stevensoni
Lineage: Eukaryota; Metazoa; Arthropoda; Ostracoda; Podocopida; Darwinulidae
Source: the annotation of a GenBank genome assembly